UAAAGUUUGGUCAUCCUCAUUUCUUGGUUUCUCGUCUUGCAUUAUACUCAUAAUAUCUUUGGCUACUAAAACAUGUCAGCCUUUGUAGGAAAAUAUGCUGAUGAGUUGAUCAAGAAUGCCAAGUACAUUGCCACACCAGGCAAGGGUAUAUUGGCGGCCGAUGAGAGCACGGGCACCAUUGGGAAACGUCUCUCGAGCAUCAGCGUUGAGAACGUUGAAUCAAACCGUCAAGCCCUUCGUGAACUACUUUUCACCUCACCAGGCGCAUUAGCUUACCUCUCGGGUGUUAUUCUCUUUGAGGAAACCCUUUACCAAAAAACGGCCGAUGGGAAGCCUUUUGUUGAUGUUCUCCUAGAGGCAAAUGUUCUUCCUGGGAUUAAAGUUGAUAAGGGUGUGGUUGACCUAUCAGGCACAAAUGGUGAAACCACUACUCAAGGAACAGACGGGCUUGGUGCACGUUGUGCUGAGUACUACAAGGCGGGUGCCCGUUUUGCCAAGUGGCGUGCUGUCCUUAAGAUUGGACCGACCGAACCCUCUGAGUUGUCUAUUCAACAGAACGCUCAAGGGUUGGCUCGUUAUGCAAUCAUUUGUCAAGAGAAUGGGCUUGUGCCCAUAGUAGAGCCCGAGAUAUUGACUGACGGGAGCCAUGAUAUCAAGAAAUGUGCAUAUGCAACUGAAAUGGUGUUGGCUGCGGUUUACAAAGCGCUCAACGAGCAACAUGUGCUUCUUGAAGGAACCCUCUUGAAACCGAAUAUGGUUACACCUGGAUCUGAUAGCCCAAAGGUAUUAGUAACCAGUACAGAAGAUAGAAAAACUAUAAAGUGGGUGACACCAGAAGUGAUUGCAGAAUACACAGUAACAGCACUACGUAGGACCGUUCCAGCAGCAGUACCAGGAGUUGUGUUUUUAUCUGGUGGACAAAGUGAAGAAGAAGCGACAGUGAAUCUGAAUGCAAUGAACAAGUUGGAAGUGUUAAAGCCAUGGACACUAUCGUUCUCAUUUGGGCGAGCUUUGCAGUCAAGCACACUUAAGACAUGGGGCGGAAAGAAGGAGAACGUGGCAGCAGCACAAGCCAAUUUCUUGUCAAGGUGCAAGGCUAACUCCGAGGCGACUCUUGGGACAUAUGGAGGAGAUGGUGCAGGUGGUUUGGCUUCCGAGAGUUUGUAUGUGAAGGGAUACAAAUACUAACUAAGUUACCUAUGACGCAGUGAAAACUGAAAAGAGUUGGUGGAAAAAAUAUUGUAAUUUGAAUUGUUAUGUUCAUGUUAUAUAUGUGGAUAUAUAUCCUUACAUUGAGAUUCA
Erigeron canadensis is the source of this 1302-nucleotide messenger RNA. RefSeq names its product fructose-bisphosphate aldolase, cytoplasmic isozyme 1. The coding region runs from base 73 to 1188 and encodes 371 amino acids. Gene Ontology annotation, molecular function: fructose-bisphosphate aldolase activity. The record is from RefSeq and is a predicted model, not a curated record. The transcript has 3 exons. Gene Ontology annotation, biological process: glycolytic process; fructose 1,6-bisphosphate metabolic process. Gene Ontology annotation, cellular component: cytosol. NCBI's taxonomy places the organism in Eukaryota, Viridiplantae, Streptophyta, Magnoliopsida, Asterales, Asteraceae.